Ananas comosus (pineapple) is the source of this 1623-nucleotide messenger RNA. RefSeq names its product 7-dehydrocholesterol reductase. Lineage: Eukaryota; Viridiplantae; Streptophyta; Magnoliopsida; Poales; Bromeliaceae. Bases 125 to 1429 code for a protein of 434 amino acids. The transcript is spliced from 13 exons. Gene Ontology annotation, molecular function: oxidoreductase activity, acting on the CH-CH group of donors, NAD or NADP as acceptor. Gene Ontology annotation, biological process: brassinosteroid biosynthetic process; sterol biosynthetic process. Gene Ontology annotation, cellular component: endoplasmic reticulum membrane. The record is from RefSeq and is a predicted model, not a curated record.
AGCGGAGACCCGAGUCGUCGUGCACGGUGCACUCACACACUCUACGUCUCUACCGUUUCUCUCUCUAAAAACGUGAGUAGAAGAGAGAGAGAGAGAGAGAGAGCAGAGGAGGAGAAGGAGAACAAUGGCGGAGACGAAGACGGUGCACUCGGCCCUCGUGACCUACACCUCCAUGAUCUCUCUCCUCACCCUUUGCCCCCCCUUCGUCAUCCUCUUAUGGUACACGAUGGUCCAUGCUGAUGGUUCCGUGCUGAAAACUUAUGAGUAUCUCAAGCAAAAUGGACUAGAGGGUCUCAAAAAUAUCUGGCCAAUGCCAACCCCAACUGCAUGGAAGAUCAUUGCUUGUUUUGGUGCAUUUGAAGCUUUUCUUCAGCUUGUGCUUCCCGGCAAAAGGUUCGAAGGUCCAGUUUCUCCGAAUGGAAAUGUACCUAUUUACAAGGCAAAUGGAUUGCAAGCAUAUGCUGUGACGCUAAUCACCUAUUUAAGUCUUUGGUGGUUUGGGAUAUUUAACCCUGCAAUUGUAUAUGACCAUUUGGGGGAGAUCUAUUCGGCACUUGUUGUGGGCAGUUUUGUCUUCUGCAUUUUCUUGUACAUAAAAGGUCACUUGGCACCAUCCUCGUCUGAUUCUGGGUCGUCUGGGAAUGUGAUUAUUGAUUUCUAUUGGGGAAUGGAACUCUAUCCUCGAAUUGGUAAACAUUUCGACAUUAAGGUUUUCACAAACUGCCGAUUUGGCAUGAUGUCAUGGGCUGUUCUUGCUGUAACCUAUUGCAUCAAGCAGUAUGAGUUGUACGGCAAAGUGUCUGAUUCUAUGCUCGUGAACACUGCAUUAAUGCUGGUCUAUAUCACAAAGUUCUUCUUGUGGGAGUCGGGAUACUGGUGCACUAUGGACAUUGCCCAUGAUAGAGCUGGUUUCUAUAUAUGCUGGGGGUGCUUGGUUUGGGUCCCAUCAAUCUAUACUUCUCCUGGAAUGUACCUUGUUAACCACCCAGUGAAUCUGGGUACCCAGCUUGCACUGUCUAUUCUAAUUGCUGGACUUCUCUGCAUAUAUAUUAACUACGACUGCGAUAGGCAACGCCAAGAGUUCCGUAGAACAAAUGGGAAGUGCACAAUUUGGGGCAAAGCUCCAUCGAAGAUUGUUGCCCAAUAUCGUACCACAAAAGGAGAAACCAAAAACAGCCUUCUCUUAACCUCUGGCUGGUGGGGUUUAUCUCGUCACUUCCACUAUGUACCGGAGAUAUUAGCUGCAUUUUUCUGGACAGUGCCGGCACUCUUCAACCAUUUCCUGCCUUACUUUUAUGUGGUGUUCCUCACUAUUCUCCUCUUCGACCGGGCGAAAAGGGACGAUGAUCGGUGCUCGUCCAAGUAUGGAAAAUAUUGGAAGAUGUACUGUGACAAAGUCCCUUACAGGAUUAUACCUGGGAUCUACUGAGAGUUUCGGGUUAGUACAAUUGACUACCGCUAUGUCAACUAUUUGCUGCUAAUCCCACUGCCACGAAACUGGGUUUUGUAGCACAAUUCAGCAUGUAGUUUAUCUUAUGAUGUUUCCGGUAUGAUCUUUGCUUGAAUUUUGGUGUAACAUUGCAUCUGUGUUAUGGAAAAAUUUACGACAUUUUAUACUUCUGA